Messenger RNA from Sceloporus undulatus (fence lizard), 1628 nucleotides. It is a transcript of the gene SKA2, whose product is annotated as spindle and kinetochore associated complex subunit 2. Gene Ontology annotation, molecular function: microtubule binding. The transcript has 5 exons. Bases 195 to 539 code for a protein of 114 amino acids. Gene Ontology annotation, cellular component: outer kinetochore; spindle microtubule. Lineage: Eukaryota; Metazoa; Chordata; Lepidosauria; Squamata; Phrynosomatidae. The record is from RefSeq and is a predicted model, not a curated record. Gene Ontology annotation, biological process: chromosome segregation; mitotic cell cycle; cell division.
ACUACUAGUGAACAUGCGCAGAAAGCAGUGCAAUGUUAAAAGGGCAUUGGCCAGUAAUGCUCAGUCGACUGAAAUCCAACUUGGAAAGGGAGUGUGCUAUUCCUGCUUCAGCUCUUCUUCUUUUCCCUCCCCGUUAUGCUGGCUUCUCAUAAAAGUUCCAGAAGGCCGAGUCUGAUCUGGAUUACAUUCAGGCCAUGUUGGAGUUCGAAAUGAUGAAAGGACUCCCAGAUGGAUUAUCUCAAGAGGAAAACCCUUUGGUUCUUGUGCAGCAGCUUACGUUAGUGAAGUCUCACUACAAAGCGCUGUGUGAGCAGCUGGAAAAAAUUUCCAUCGAGAGGCGAGAGUCCAUGCGCUCCAUCCGCGCCACGCUUGCUAAAACGGUGAAGCUGGUUCAGGAAAUACAGCAUCACACUGGUAUGGAGAUCUCGCCUCUUUCCGAAGAAGAACAGCUUGCAAUGCAACACUUAAUGCUCCAGACUCCCGAAGUUACUGAAGUGCCAGCAAAACAGAAUCGCCCAAAAGAACAUGAAAUCCACUGAUGCCAGUCGAAGUUGAAAAACCAGGCCAUAACUUUAAGUGUCUAAAUGUUCAAAUUUUUUAAAGAAACUGUUGAUUACUGUUUUUAUGUUUUUGUACAUAGGUCCCAAAAUGUUUUCAAAUGAGUAAUGUGUUGAUGAUGCUGGCUAUCAUAAUGUGCCAGUGUUCAUUAUUACGAGUGUCUUGAGACUUGUUAAAGAUGCUUCCAACCAGAUACGCAGUGUUAAUGCUUCUACCAAGACAAGAACACGUAUGUAUAUACUUAAAACCUUUUAUUGCUUACACGUCAUUGAUUGAAACCCACUGUAAAAUAAGAAAGGAUCCUAAAAAUGUUUUUUUAAAAGUACUGUGAUAAAACAGAGAGAUUAAAUUGUGUAACUGGUUGCAAGCAUCAAUGCGCCGAGGGAUAACUUGUGACAGUAUUUUUACUUUUCGUUCUGAUAUUGUCAACUCUAUGGAGGGAGUUUUUUCACCCCAAAAUACACGUUCUCCGUCUUUUUAAAUUAGGAAGAAAUGUAUAUAAAACCAGGAGCCCUGUUUCCUUCUUGAAAUGUGAACUUGACCUCUUCGAGGGGGUUAAUCACAGAGCACUGGACACCAUUUUGUGGCUGUUGUCUCCAUCUUUUACAGGGCUAGUUAAUGGUCUAUAUGCAUAAGCCUAACCUACUUUGGGGAUACAACAUUUUGAGGCAUGACUGUAGUGUUCUGGAAAGACUACUGGCCUCCAAAACAGUAUCAGGCCUUACUUUGUGCUAAUUUAACUUUCCUGCCCAACUCUAAAGGAAGCUUCGCAUGGUCCAGUGUACAACCCCCUUUCUCCUUAAUGUUGUCUUUAGCCUAAUGUGGAGGUGCUUCUUGUAAUAUAGUCAAAGCCAUACCUGUGCAUUUUGACACAACAGCUAAGUUCAGACUUUUUCCUUAACUUAUAUGUAUAUAUAGAUAGACAUGAUUGGAAAGAAUAAAGAGAAAUGUAUUACAUCAUUGUAAAUGUUGUUUUAAUUAUGUUAUUAUUUAUUUAUUAGUUGCUGUCCUGACUGCGACAGCCUCAAAAAGCAAUGUGUAAUAAAAUGUAUUAUUACAUUUGUGGUUAA